AUGAACCAAGAGAAGAGGAGAUUACGUGAAUUACGUCGCUCUAAUGGGUUCUCCCGGCGACGUCGACGCAGUUCGAGCAAUGAAAAUCCAUCAUCUACAUUACAAGAUACGAAGGAUCAAUCUGAUACUGAAAUUACUGCUGAUUUUCGCUCCAAACGGGCAUUGAAAACGGAAAAAAGCGACGAGAUGAAACUCACGUUGAAAGAGCACGAGCGAUUACGCGAUCGUGAAGAACGUGACGCAUUUGCUGAAAGAUUACGUCAACGUGAUGAAGAUCGAACGAAACGGAAGCGCAAAGUGGAAGAAGUAGAAGCUUUAGACGUUCCAGAAGGUCUUACAAGUCAAGAGAUUAAGCUAUUGGCGACGAGAGGGGCAGUGGAAGACGGACAGAGGGAUUUUAAUGAUAAACUAACGAGAUUAAGACAAGUGAGUCGACAGGAAUACCUUAAAAAGAGGGAAGAAAAAGAGCUGGAGCUAUUGGAGUUUCAAUUAAAAGACGAGGAUGUCCUGUUUGAAGAGUCUCAUCGAUCCAGAAAAGAACAUGAACAGCUUGAGCUUAAGAAAAGAAUUUUAGAAACAGCUAAAGCUCGAGCAAAGAAUAAAGAGGUAGAUGGGUAUCAGAUUCCGGAUUCCUAUGAUGAAGUCGAUGAUGAAGGCAACCGAAUUCGCCAGAAAGAAGGGUUAUUGACAGACCGGUAUGAAGAAGAAGAGGUGUUUCAUACUGAGCAGGAAAUGUGGGAAGAGACACAGAUUGAUUUUAUCUCGCAGCAAAUGCUCUCAGGACAUCAUGUGAGUGAGGAAGAUGUCCAGGACGCGAGAAAAAAGAUGGAGAAGGCCAAGCAUUUGAGUAUGCAGGAAGGUAGACGGCAGUUGCCCGUAUAUCCUUACAGAGAAUCACUGCUCGAAGCGAUUCGCAAUUAUCCUGUAGUUAUUAUUGAAGGAGAGACUGGGUCAGGUAAAACGACGCAGAUCCCGCAAUAUUUGCACGAGGUGGGAUACUCGGAGCUGGGUAUUAUUGGCUGUACGCAACCUCGACGGGUUGCGGCGAUGAGUGUGGCAGCGCGCGUGGCGCAGGAAAUGGAUGUCAAGCUGGGCAAUGAAGUAGGGUACUCGAUCCGUUUUGAGGACUGCACUAGUGACAAGACGGUGAUCAAGUAUAUGACGGACGGUAUGCUGCUGCGUGAAUUUUUGACCGAACCCGACCUCAAGUCGUACAGUGUCAUGAUUAUAGAUGAGGCGCACGAGCGUACUUUAAGUACGGAUAUCUUGUUUGGCCUUAUCAAAGACAUCGCGCGUUUCCGUGAUGAUAUCAAGAUCAUUGUGGCUAGUGCGACGCUUGAUGCAACCAAGUUUAGCGUCUACUUUGAUGACGCCCCGAUUUUUAAAAUUCCUGGACGCAUGUAUCCUGUGGAUGUUCUGUACACAAAGGCUCCCGAGGCUGACUACCUGGAUGCUGCCAUCGUGACGGUACUGCAGAUUCACAUCACCCAGCCACUUGGAGACAUCCUUGUGUUUUUCACAGGUCAAGAAGAGAUUGAAGCAGCUGAAGAAAUUUUGCUGCAGCGCACUCGCGGUCUUGGUUCUCGAAUACGAGAGUUGUUGAUUCGGCCGAUAUACGCCACCUUGCCCUCUGAACGCCAGGCACAAGUGUUUGAACCUACACCAGAAAAUGCUCGCAAAGUUGUGCUGAGUACGAAUAUUGCGGAGACGUCGCUCACUAUUGCUGGUAUUUGCUACGUAAUCGAUACGGGCUUUUGCAAACAGACCAACUACAAUGCGCAAACGGGUAUGGAAUCCCUGCUGGUGGCUCCGGUAUCCCAAGCUAUGGCCAAUCAACGUGCUGGUCGAGCAGGCCGUACAGCUCCAGGUAAAUGUUUCCGUCUAUACACUGCGUGGUCGUACAAGAAUGAGCUGGAUGAGAACACCGUGCCUGAAAUCCAGCGCACGAACCUUGCAAGUGUAGUGCUGCUGAUGAAGUCGUUGGGGAUCAACGAUCUACUUCAUUUCGACUUCAUGGACCCACCGCCAGAGAAAGCUCUUAUUCGCUCAUUGGAACAGCUUUAUGCCCUUGGCGCUCUCAAUGGUUUGGGUGAACUAACAAAGCUAGGGCGUCGUAUGGCCGAGUUCCCACUCGACCCUAUGAUGUCAAAAGCGUUGCUCGCGUCAGAGAAGUUUGGCUGCGUUGAAGAAGUAAUGACCGUUUGCGCCAUGCUGAGUGUAAACAACUCGAUCUUUUACCGCCCGAAGGACAAAGCAGUACAUGCGGACAAUGCUCGACUAAACUUUGCGCGAGGUGGAGGCGGUGAUCACAUUACGCUGAUGAAUGUGUACAACCAAUGGGUUGAGACAAACUAUUCCACUCAGUGGACGUACGAAAACUUUGUCAUCAUGCGAUCGCUGAAGACUGCUCGUGACGUACGAGAGCAGCUUGAAGGUCUUUGUGAUCGCGUGGAAAUGGAGCGUACAAGCAACCGUAGUGAUCAUGAACCGAUUCGCAAAGCCAUAUGCGCGGGCUACUUUUACAACACGGCUAAGCUGGACAGCUCUGGACACUACAAGACGGUGAAAAAGGCACAGUCCGUGCACAUUCACCCAAGUUCGUGCCUAAUUAAGCUCGAAGAAGUUCCGCGUUGGGUUGUGUAUCAUGAAUUAGCCUUCACGACAAAAGAGUACAUGCGUAAUGUGGUUCCGAUUAAAUCUGAAUGGCUGGUGGAACUUGCACCGCACUAUUAUAAAACCAAGGAAGUUGAGGACGCACGCACGAAGAAAAUGCCCAAGGCUGUUGGUCGAGCAGGUUGA
This is a messenger RNA of Peronospora belbahrii, 2799 nucleotides long. NCBI's taxonomy places the organism in Eukaryota, Oomycota, Peronosporomycetes, Peronosporales, Peronosporaceae. The record is from the annotation of a GenBank genome assembly.